UGAAGGAGUGACUGAAGGGAACCGAGGAGGUUAACGCUGUAUAGCCAGUUACAUUAAUGUUGUAGAAGCCGCCAGGACUAAUCAUCAUGACAAUGGCAGCAUACAUUGAUAUAAGUGAUAAUCUUGUUGCUAAAGAGCUGGAUCUAUAUAUCUUCGAAACCUUAUGUAAAUUAGGGCAAUGUUCACACAUGUUUUGGCCGACUGUAGGAUGGUGUGAAGACUUUGCCAAUAAAAUGAAUGAGUUGGUAGAGUGGUAUAUCAAGGAAGAUAAAAUAGACAAAGGUCUGGAGAACGUCAGUGAAGCCAUUGAAUUUAUUUAUUAUCAGAGGCGUAAUUUAUAUCGUGGAAUACGCUACAGAUAUUUAAGGAAAUGUACGUUAAACCAAUGCAAACUCCUGUUGCGUGCUAACAAAUACGACGAAUGCUUACAAACUUGUGAAAAACAAAUUGUUCAUUUAGAGGAAAAACAGCCAAGCGACUUUCGAGUCUAUCUUGCAUAUUCCCUUCUGAGGCUUGGAAGAUAUGACGAAUGCGUUCAAGAAUUAAAACAUUUGGAUUUAAGGUUUUAUGGAGCAGAUAAGAUGGUUCAGGAAAUUAUUGAAGAUUUGAAAAACCAUGUAGACGCCAGUGAAUUUGAAGUCGCAAAGGGAGAAGAUUUAGAUUAUAAUUGGAUCCCAACCGGUCAGCUGAAAUGUGCUAGAGCAAACCCAACGAAAACUGCCAAGAAGAAAAGUAGAAGUAGAAGAGCAGGCAAGACUCGUAGAGUGGCCGUACCUUCGUCGCCUCUAGCCACCAAACCACAAUCUGGAGUAAGACGUGCGUUUAAGUCUACACACGAUGAAGUUGGGACGUCACGACGCAAGGCUGUUGAAAUCCGUAAUAAAGCACACAUUUUGAACGAUGUUGCAGAUAAAACCAAACCGCAAUCUGAAGCAAGGAGUUCGUCAAUUAAGUCUACGCACAACGUAGAUGGGCAACAACGUAGGUCUGUCGGAAGCCGUAAGAAAACACAGAGCAUGGCUAAAAGUAAAGCGGCAAAAAGUGAGAUUGGGGCACGACGAAAGAAGGCAAUAGAGACGGAGACACUAAAGGGAGGUCAAUCAAACCUUAUGACUUCUAAAACACCGCCAUCAAAAACAUCAAGUAAAACCUUGUGGUGUUCGUACUGUAAGGAAACAUUGAAUACUGACAUCGAGGUAGAGCUGCAUGUUAUUGGUGUUCAACACAAAGUUAAGGUGAAUUCAGACAAUGAUAGAGAAUGGCGUCAACGCAAACCACCGUUGAAUGCAAUAAAUGGAGAUUACAAGAUGUGUGAACGGUCGUCACCGUGUGAACGAGGAAAGUACUGCACACGUGCACACAAUGAAGACGAGUUUAAUGAAUGGAAAGAGCGCUAUAAAUAUCGGAUGAAAAAAAUACGACAAUCUCUUCAAGAAUUGUCUUCUGUAAUGGAUAGAAUUGCGUAUGACUACAACUUCGAUAAUUCUCUAUUGAAAGAUAACAUUGAUGGUGUAGAAUGCAAAGAAAACGGCGAAGUUGACAGAAAAAUUUUUGCAACUGAAAGGAUCAACAACAAAUUCACUUGCACUUUUGAGUUUAUAAUAAAGUGUACAGGAGAAAAAAAGUUGAGAUGUGUUUGCCUACUUCACGAUGAGCACAGAGAUAAUUUCUACUUCACCCAGCCAUCGGAAGAAAACAAGCCUCAAAUCUGCCCCGGAAACAAACUAAUUGACGACGAUUAUGUGACGUGCAGAGUAUCUGUUAAGUUUGUAUCAUUCAGUGCUGGGCAUUUUGAUCAAUGGGUAAUAUUCGAUCUAGGACAGAAGUUGUACAUGAAGAGAACAAUUUCUGUUCACGCUGGACUACAAAAGGACGUUGAUACACCCAUUGAUUAUGAUAGUCUUCAGCUUAAAAGUUUACCAUGGGAAGAUGUUAUACCAUUUGAAGACAAACCUGAGUUUCAGAAAAGGCUACUAAACAAUGCAAAAUCAUUCAAGCCAAAAACAACAGAUGAUAAACUUCUAAAAGAGAAGCUUUCAGAAAAUAACUACACAAUGAUGAUGCACAGAUUCAUAGACAUUGAAGAACGAGAACAGCAGACGAUAAUUGAAAAGUUCAAUCUUAAAACUAAGAUUGCAAUUUCUAAAAAAAUGCUAACAGACUCUACAUGGGCCUCAAAUUUGAUAGUAGCUCAAGGAGAUGAACUGUUUGGCAAGAUAAAUCUCAAAAAGGCCAUAGAUUUUGAUUCCUUGGCUGGAACCUUAAUCCUCGAUUCCGUUAAUUCUGUGGCCUGCAGAUUUUACUCCAAUCCGACCAUGGCUUUUGAAGCUAAAAUUUGCAAAGACGGCACUGAUGAUAGUCGUACAGAAGAGUACGUUUAUGUAUUAUUCAACGACAGAUGUGUGUCCGAGAACAACCUAAAAGAUGGUAGCGAACACGAAGCUGAAGUAAAGUUCCUAAUUGAUCGGAUACCAUUUGUGGAAAUGCAUUUCGCAAUUCAGAAUCUAAAGAGUAUGCAUUGUGUUUGGCCCAAGAAGUCAGAACAGCUAAGGAUUUUCCAGAACAAUUCAACUGAAUUAGACAAGUACCAAGAGACUGCUGCUAGAUUUAUCUGUUCAAAGGAAAUACAACACGAUCAAGCACCUUUGGUAAUAUGUGGACCGUUUGGUACCGGGAAGACUAGGGUUUUGGCAAAAUCAGUUAAAAGGAUACUUGAACAAUCGGACGAUUCUCGUGUAUUGAUAUGUACAAUGUCUAACAGUGCAGCUGAUCUUUAUAUUACUGAUGGUAUACGAGAGGAAUCUGACAGAUUUAUUAAGGAAAACAAUGCUUGCAAGAUUCUACGAGUUUAUCAGCCAAACCGACGCAUUUCCACAAUACCAAAACGUGUUAGGAUGCAUUGUUUGUUUGAAAUCGAAAGUAAGCUUCGUGUACCUAAUCGAGAUGAUAUCGAAAAGGCUAAAGUUGUUAUAUGCACCUUGACAACUGCCAUUUAUAUGAUACCGCUGAACGUUAAAGGCUCGUUUACGCAUAUUCUUAUUGAUGAAGCUGGACAGGCUCUUGAACCACAGACGAUAAUGCCGCUAGCGUUAGCUAACGAAAAAACGUGCGUAGUGUUAGCAGGCGACCAUUUACAGAUGAGUCCUAAGAUUUACUCCAAAUCAAGCAAAGAUGCAAAUUUUCACAUAUCUCUACUGGAACGUCUGAAGAAAAUGAAGAUGGCCAAUAGUAUUCUACUUCGACGCAACUACCGAACAUGUCGGCCGAUUCUAGAGUUUCUAUCUACAUCUAUAUACGAGAAAGGAAUUGAAUGUGCUAUCUAUGAAAAAUUUAAUCCUGACUUUCCAGCAAUGUCGUUAGUAGAGGUAAAAGGUUUAGAUACCAAACAAGGCGCCUCAUAUGUCAACAAGGAAGAAAGCACCGAACUUGUUGAACGUGUAAAAAAUUUGCACGAUCAAUGGCCAGAAAAUUUUGGUGAAAAAGACAUUGCAGUUGUUACUUCAUACCAGGCCCAGGUAUCACUAAUUAGAAAUCUACUGAGAAAACGAGGUAUGAAGGAGAUUGUCGUUGAGCGUGUUCGCAAUAUUCAAGCUGUGCGUAUGACAAUUUGUGCUCCUGCACAGUGUGCACAUCAGCAGUACGUCAGUACGGAUAUGAUGAAUAAUAUUAUGUGUAUAAGAGACAGGUUUAGAGUUAUAUUCGUUUCAACUGUCCGGACACGAAAAACCCUAAAUCUAGUUGAGAUGACGGCAAUCAAGGGGACAGAUUUCAUUUCAACACACAAAUAUGGAUUCUUGUCUGAUGUAAAGCUUCUGAACACUGCCUUCACACGGGCGAAAUCUAUGGUGGUAGUAGUCGGAGAUCCAGUCGCACUUUGUUCUGCUGGUGAAUGUUGUAUGUUUUGGACUGAAUACGUCAAACGAUGUGAGGCUAUAAAUGGUAUUUCACCCAAAAGUCUUACCUUUGAUAAAAUACAGACAGAGAUGUACAAUAAUAGACAGAAACUGGAUCCCACAGCUAAAGCCUUUGAACCAUCCUUUCUAAUAAGAAACGUGCAUAGACCGGUACCAGAGCAUACCUUUUCGACAAAUCACAGUAGAUUAGGCCUACAGCACGAUACUUAUCGUAGAAUGUUAGCAGAACAGCAACGCGAAGCAAAACUAAAUGACGUCAUAUUGCGUGAGUUAAAAUUAGGAGAACAAAACGAGGAUUUAGAAGAGAAUGACGAUAUUCAAAAAGGAAAAUCCGCGAAAAAGAAAAUGAGUAGGAAUAAUUGGAGGAAAUUAGAAAACUAUGAUCAAGUUAUAGAAGGACGGGAUAUUAAAUACAUUCCCUCCCGAGAAGAAGGUGUACCAGAGCAUUCCAGCGAUUAUUGGUUAGAUGUGUGUGAAAAGACACCAGAAAAAUACAAAUACUGUACUUUUAAUAUUGAUCGCACUGGGAAUAUGUUUGCAAUUGAUAACAAGACAGGAAAACAUAUUUGUAUAACAAGUGCACGACGAAGGGGUACGGCAUUUGAAAAAGAUACAGUUGUUGUUGAAGUACUACGCAAAUACGAAAAUAAUGAUUGCAACGAUGAAAUCAUAUACGGCGUAGUAAAAUACGUUAUCGAACGCCACUCCAAUCCACGUUUACAGGCGCAUGUCUGCAAAUUAGACUCAAGAACCAACAACCUGAUGGUUCCACUCAACAAGACUUUACCUAAAUUAGCUAUUCUUGGUAUGGAAGUCUCAACAUACCCGAAGGCACGAUUUAAAAUCUAUAAAGUCAGUGAUGAUCGUGUGGAUGAAGAGGAACCGUUAGUACGAACGGGCAUUGAAGAAGUAUCUAUUGCAGACCGACCUAAUGCCUUAUUCAUUGUAAAGUAUCUAAAAUGGUAUCCAAGGUACACUUAUCCCCUAGGAUGUGUGACAAAACGACUGUCGCCAGGGGAUUCUCUUGGUAGGGGACUUAAAAUAAUUUCGCUUGAACACAAUGUUAACGUCCAAGGCCAAUGGAGUGAAUCUGUAAACAAAGAAGUAAAAGAAGGUAAAAAGUUCAACGAAAAAUGGCGAAUUCCAGUAACCGAAAUCCAUGACAGACUGGACUUCAGAAAGGAGAGUGUAUUUACGAUAGAUCCCAUAGACGCAAAUGAUCUCGAUGACGCACUCAGCGUUAAAAUAUUAUCUGAUGGUCAUUACAAAGUUGGUAUUCAUAUUUCGGAUGUUUCAUAUUUUGUUCAAAGACAAUCGGAAAUCGAUUUAGAGGCAAAGAAAAGAUGCAUCUCGCAUUAUCCGACCUCAGCAAAACCUAUUCCUAUGAUUCACAAAAACCUUAGCAGUAAUAAAUGUAGCUUAAUACCAAAUGAAGACAGGUUAACAAUAUCGGUGAUUUUCAAAAUCGACGAAGAAGGGUGUCCCGUAAAAGAUGGAACAAACAUUGUGAGAUCCAUUGUUCAUUCCCGCAAUCAAUUUUCUUAUAAAGAGGUUGAGGAAAUAAUUCACAAAAGAUCUAAUGGACCAAGUGAAAACCUGACAAAGCAAAUACUAUUACUAAAUCAACUCGCAAUCAAAAUAAGAGAAACUAGAUUGAAAAGCGGGAGAUUCUGCUACAACCACGAUGAUGUCACUGAUGACCUAGAUUGUCCUCUAGCACAUUCACUUGUCGAAGAAUUCAUGUUACUUGCAAAUGAAGCUGUUGCCACAUUUCUAACCACAACGUUUCCAAAUUGUGUCCCAUUAAGAAGACAGUUGCCGCCAGAUUCAGACAAAAUGCAGGAAUGGACUCAAACAUUCCAUGGGCCAAUAAAAAAUAGUUUAGAAAUGUCAGCUAAGAUAGCAGACUUGCCAUGCGACUCAUCUGGUAGCAUGACUUUGACCAAAGAUGUUUGGAACAAGCUUGUCCGUUUGUUAAAGAUACAACAGAAUAAAGAAGAAACUUCUAGGCCUAAUUUAAGAUCCGACGAUGAAGACUUCUUUGAAAUGAUUGAUUUGGUGGCAAAUGAUAUGUUGCAUCCACAGCUAAUGUUAAUGAAAUUGAAGUAUUAUAACAUUCAAUUUAAUUCUGAUUACGUUUGUUCUGGUCGGGAUGACGAAAGCCAUCAUUCACUAUCACUGUCCCGCUACACACAUUUCACGUCGCCUAUUCGAAGAUACAUCGACCUGGUUGUACAUCGCCUUCUCGUGGCAGCACUAAAAAAAGACAAUCAACCUCCUUACACACCUAAGGAAAUUGAAGAUAUUUGUAAUAACAUGAAUGAAAAGGCAUUGAAUGCGAAGCGUUUCCACCGGCGAACAAAAGAUCUCGUUUUGGCACUUGAUCUAAAAAAGCAUGGUGCACUUCCUUAUCAACCAGUCAUCGACAGCGUAGAUGAUUCAAACAUAUACCUAGCGUUCCCACAGUCCUACAUUAAUCGAUCGCAAUCUCCUUUAGGGUUUAACUAUUUGAAACCAUCUGAACGUGUUGUAGCAACAAAUGAGAUAUCGACUGUAACGUGGAAGAUAAGUCUUUUCGAUGCCCGCGAUAAAUCGAGCUUACUAUUGUCCAUGAAUAAGCAUGAACUCUCACGAUUGGACCCUGCUAGAUUUUUGGUUGAGAUGGAAAGCAAAAUUUGGCAGAAAUUGGUAGAUGCCAUUACAUCUGGAACCCAAACAGACUUGAGAAAUGCUUUGAACGAUUGCAUGAAAAACAUUCACAUAAAAAGUAAAUCGAGAAAAGAGAAAAUGUUAGUAGACACAGUAAAUUACGAAAAAUUUGAAUGUAAGUUUCAACGCUUUGACGUAAUGCGGGUUCACCUAGCACCUGAGCUUCGAAAUGGGAUGCUUCAACCAACCAUCCAGCUUGUUAGUUUAGCUGAAAACAUAGAUGUGUGUCUGGAGCAUCGCAAAAAUCCUGUUCUUUGUUUCUCUCAACUAGCGGACGAAAACCCUCGUGAUUCAAAAUGUAUUGAACGGUAUAGAACGACAUGGCUUUCAGUACUAGAUAUGUGCUCAGCUUAUGGAGCAGUGAAUGAAGACAAUGCAACUAUUAUCAGUAACGUUGAAAUCCAAUGGCAGCCAGAUGGCAGCGGAUCAUUCACAGGCUCAUUUAAGCUACUGGAAGAAUUCUGUGAUUUCAACAUGUUACGAUUUUUUAGAAAAUCAAUGAAAAAAGGAAAAGAGAAUCAAGAUGACGAUACAGCUGGUACUCGGGCGUUGGACUACCUCUGCAUACGUUACUCUAAUCUUCAGUGUCUGCCUCGCCCUCAAGAUAGCAAACCGACACAUUUGAGAGGAAAAUCAACAUAUGUUUGGGUUGGACAUUGUUAUACAACUGAUAUAAAUAAUAUUGUUGAAUCAAAUAAAACGUAUUUGAUGAUCCAAUUGGAGCUUAAUCAAUCUGCCAUACCAUUGCCACUUGUUCAAAUAAGGAAACAAGAAGCUCUAUGUACCGUAGAGCUAAUCCCUAAAAGUCCACCAGAUAGGCGGACAGAAGCAGCAGUGCUUGCUUUAGGCCCAUGUCGUUCUGAGACGUCUCUAGCAAGAUGCAUCGUCCUUCAACAGAACAUUAUUUCAAAUAGAGUUAUUGAAGGCGAGGUGUUAAUACGUGAAAGUCUGAACAGAAACUGCAGGAAUUGGAAGAUACAUUCUAUACCAAGGUGUCACAACGUAUCUUCCCUUCCACCACCAAACUUUCCACAAAUAAAUGCAAUCGAGAAGGCAAUUUCACAGACGUUUACUGUUAUUCAAGGUCCUCCAGGUACUGGGAAGAGCGUGACAGGUUCGCAGCUUGCGUUUUUCUUUGCUCAAAUAAAUAAACGCGUGGAAGCAAUUAAUCGACCCCAAGUCCUGUACUGUGGCCCAUCAAAUAAGUCUGUUGAGGUCGUUGCAGGCUACCUGAAACGAUUGUCUGAUAUUAGGGUGGUUCGCGUUUACAGUGAAAGCAUUGAGGAUAAAGAUUACCCAAGGCCCUGGCUUGCAAAACCCAAACGGAAGUUUUCCAUGAUGGAAGCGUCAAUUGAUCCGAAAAAUCGAGAUAUAGCCCUUCAUCACCUAAUACGCCAAAGAGGAAAUCCAUUUUCAUGCACAAUUGAACGAAAGGAGGCGGAGUUUACCAAACGAAUUGAGGAGUACAGAAGAAAGGCUAAAUCGAAAAAAUCCAAUGACAAAUAUGACGCUCAAGCAAAAAAACUAUUUACAGAAGAGGAAAUAAAAGCAUACAAAGCACUAAUUAUGGAUGCUAAGAAAGAAGAACUGCAAAAGUACGAUGUCAUCCUCACAACGUGUAAUGUUGCCGGAGCCCCAGAAAUAAGAAGAUUCUGUAACAUUAUUGAAUGUAUCAUCGACGAAGCGGGAAUGUGUACUGAGCCAGAGUCUCUGAUUCCACUAGUUGGAUGCACACCGCACAAAGUUGUCUUCAUCGGAGAUCACAAGCAACUUCGACCCAUUGUCCAGGAACCAAACGCGAGAGAACUUGGCAUGGAAAUAUCACUAUUAGAACGGUAUGCUGACGAGGCUAUCAUGCUUGACAUACAAUAUCGUAUGCAUCCCAGCAUAUGUGACUUUCCAUCACAACAAUUCUACGACAACAAACUGAAGACGGAUAUAUCGGUCAGUAAAAGGAAGCCAGACACCUUAAAAUGGCCAAGAGACGGUAAUAAGGAGUACCAUACAUUGUUCUGUCAUGUCGACGGGAAGGAGGAAUCGCAAACAGUAAAAACUGAAGAAGGUAACGAGAACAGCAAAUGCAAUCAACAAGAGUUAGAAUGUUUGAUGAAAGUUGUGUGGAAGCUACUGGAGAAAAGGAUUGUAGCGAAGGAUAUUCUGGUCUUGACACAGUAUCGGUUACAAUUAAGUGAAAUAAAGACUAAACUAAAUAAGGACAGUAGAACACGUGAAGUACGGGCCGCAACCGUCAUCACGAGUCAAGGAAGUGAGAGUGAUUACGUCAUAAUGUCGACUGUGCGAUCCAUUCCAUUGGUGCAAAUUGAGGAAAAGCCAACAAUCGGUUGGAAGAAGAAGUGCCUUGGCUUCAUUAUAGAUGAAAACCAAACAAAUGUUGCCAUCACGAGAGCAAAACGAGGCCUAAUUUUGAUUGGUAAUAAAAAUCUAUUAGAGACACAUGAAACUUGGAGAAACUUGAUAAAAUCGUAUGAAGACAGAGGUUGUCUGAUGUACAAUAUGGAUUUCAUGACGAAUUUCUAAAAGUGUAGCAUACAAGUUGUACACUAUUGAUCUUUGGAAACUACAUCCGUAUCUUAUUUGUAUAACAAAAGUAUGUUUUACUUUGCACUUCUUGCAUUUCUAAUGUAUAAAUGAGGUAAAUACCAAAUUUUAAAUGGGCCUACCUAUAUAAUCGCUUACAAAUGUCCCAGUAUUUUCGCUUCAGCGGGUCGGGACCCGAGUUUUUAAUAGUAGGCCUAAUGUUCACAAUUUAUGUAUACACUAAAACUCAUUCUAUUUAUAUUUACACAUCAAAUCUCAUCUUGAUAUUGAAAAUCACAAUUGAUACUUGUACAUUUGUAAAAUAGAUUAUAGAAUCAUAAUUGAAAGUAUAUAUAUAUAUAUAUAUAUAUAUAUAUAUAUAUAUAAUUUGUUAAAUUAAUAAUAAGAUAUGUAUAUUCAGGCAAUUAUAGUGCUUAGUGCUAUGCAGAGCGGAAUAAUAUUAUAGUGAUAGGAAGCUUGUAAUUCUCUACAGACUGUUUGAUGCGCUGUAAUAUUAUAAUUUGUUAAAUAAGAUAUAAAAUCAGUGCUGUAAUAACUUUGCUUCUUUUUAUUUUUUAUUUAUUUAUUUUUUUUACAUUUUUUUAAUUAUUUUAUUUUAAUGAUAUUUUCACAGUGAUUUAUAUGGAAUAAUAAUUAUUCAUAUUUUAU
This is a messenger RNA of Anneissia japonica, 9830 nucleotides long. RefSeq names its product helicase with zinc finger domain 2-like. Bases 87 to 9161 code for a protein of 3024 amino acids. The record is from RefSeq and is a predicted model, not a curated record. Gene Ontology annotation, molecular function: 5'-3' DNA helicase activity; protein binding; RNA binding. The transcript is spliced from 31 exons. NCBI's taxonomy places the organism in Eukaryota, Metazoa, Echinodermata, Crinoidea, Comatulida, Comatulidae.